AUGCUAAACCUGGAGUCGCUUAACACAGGCCUCACACGAGUCGUGAGCGUGAAGAAAUACCCUGUCACACGAAGGCAGCAACUGCACCUGUCACGCACCACCAAAGGUCGUGUUUUCCGGAUUGGGGUCCUUCACAGCAAAGAAAUGACUGAAGCAAUGCUCCUGAAGAACCGACGUGGGUUUGUCAACAGUCAGGUGAAUACGGUGGCUCACGCCCCAUCCCUCUAUCACUGGCUUUUUCACCGCUGCGGUGUGCCGUUUGAGGAGGCUGCAGAGUUGGCAAGCAGCGGCGGUUUAACCGUUAAUGGCAUCACGGUUGACCGCAGCGAGCUGGAGGCGCAGAGAGACUGGGCUGCGUUCCAGCAAAAGGACAUCCUCAUCCGCGUGCCGGCUCCACUGUCUGAACGCACCGCCGGCCUAUCGAGCCGCUAUGGGAACAAAGAAACUCCCUCCAAUAGAGACAAUAACGGUGAAACUAACGGUAGUAGCAGUUCUAAAGCUUCGCUGUGGGUUCCAGCACUGAAACGGGCAUUACACCGGCAGUACUUUCUUAUCUAUCUUCACCCCGGGGUAUCCAUCACCUCAGAUCAAACGGAUCCCCGGAGUUUCGUACACCGACUCACUCCGACUAUUGGAAGCACAGCGGGGCUCGGAAUGAAUAUUCUACGGCCGAUCGGUUUUAUGAAUGGAAUGAAGGGUAUAGGAAUCGCAACAAACGAUGUCUCCAUGGUGCGCUACUGGAACAACGAGUUCUUGGGGAAUUUUGGUGUCUACGACGUUCGAUUCCCGAGAGGUGUGCCGCCCGAAGUAUUGUGGCGACUGUCAGAGGAAAUAAAUGCAGACUUGGAUAACGGAAUCAGGAAGCAACUAAGUCGAGAUGUGAAGGUACCCUGCACCUGUGCAGUCGAGCCCGUCCCAAUAUUUAAGCAGCAUCGACAAACGCAACGACGCGAUGUCGUGUCUGACGUGUACCCCCAAGCACUUCAUAACGAACGACUAGUGAUAAGAACUCCGCUCCUCCCUUAUCGAGUGGCUCGGAAGAUACGGCAUGCCAGUGGUCUUACGACGUUGGUGCGCUCCGGCCCGUUCGUAUUUCCGCCAUCACUACCUGAGGUAAAGGCCCGCCAGUUGUCACCACAGGAGCUGGCUCUCAUGUUCACAUUUGAGCGCAAACUCAAGACGAACCGUGUGAUACUUAGCCUGCGUGAGUUUGAAGCAGAUGCACACGACGACAUUGCGGGGGAACGACGUGGGCUAUGA
Molecule: messenger RNA, 1260 nt
Organism: Trypanosoma brucei brucei TREU927
Lineage: Eukaryota; Euglenozoa; Kinetoplastea; Trypanosomatida; Trypanosomatidae
Exons: 1
Coding region: 1-1260 (419 amino acids)
Source: RefSeq, a predicted model, not a curated record